Pseudogymnoascus verrucosus is the source of this 1668-nucleotide messenger RNA. RefSeq lists its product as uncharacterized. The transcript is spliced from 2 exons. Bases 33 to 1427 code for a protein of 464 amino acids. The record is from RefSeq and is a predicted model, not a curated record. Lineage: Eukaryota; Fungi; Ascomycota; Leotiomycetes; Thelebolales; Thelebolaceae.
CCGACCGACUGGGCUGACACAAAAAUAUCCAUAUGACCGCACAAUAUAAUCCCACAUCAACCCCCACAGUCAGCAACCCCCUCGGAUGCCAAUCUGCAGCACAACCCUCCUCUGUGCUCUCCGCCAUCUCCCCCUCUGGAUCUAUGUCCUCAUCACUGCCGUCGCCAGCGCGCUCAUCACCCUCGUCAUCCGGCGCGUCGCCCCAACCGCAGCGCAAGAUGUCAGCCUCCCGCCUCCCAUUGAGAAGCAUCACCGCCGUCCUGGCAGCCGCGCUCUCCGUCGGCGCGUGGAAGAGUAGGCCAUUCGUCACGAAGUUCCUCACCGGGCCAGGAAACUACUCCCGCAUCCUCGCCCUAGUCGUCGUGCUCGCAAACUACAAAAACUUCCCCUUCGUGUGGCAUAUACGCGUCUGGCAUGGCAUCCUAAGCCACAUGCAAGCCCCCCCCCUCGACCCCACCACCUCCGGCCUCACAACCCCCCACCACCUCCCCGCCCUCUUCCAACCCUGCAUCACCCCCUCCCAAUCCCCCGCCUCAGAAUGCGACUACAACCUCCACAAAUCAAACAGCACCUACUUCUCCGACCUGGACGUCACGCGCUCCCACCUCGUCGCCGCCCUCAUGCACGUCGCCAUCCGCGAACUCCAUCGCAAACCCUCCCUCAUCAUCGGCCCAGACGGCAAGCCCGCGAAGGGACAAUGGGGAAUCAUGCUGGGGGGUGUACAUUGCAGCUUUAAGCGCGAGAUCAAACCGUAUGAGAAAUACGAGAUGUGGUCCCGUAUGCUGGCCUGGGACAGGAAGUGGCUAUACGUCGUCACGCAUUUCGUGAAGGCGGGCACCGCGCGCCCGGCGGGCUGGACGCUCGAUGAUCCCAAGGACUGGAAUUUCGUCCCGCGCUUCCUGCGCACGAAGCGCCGCGCGAGGAAAGCGCGCGUGGCUGCCCCGCCGCCGGAUGUGCCAGAGGGUGCUAUCUUCGCGAGCGCGAUUAGCAAGUACGUCAUGAAAGUUGGCAGGUUGACGGUUCACCCCGAGGCUGUGCUGGAUAUGUGCGAUUUGUUGCCGCCGAAGCCGGGGGGGUGGAACACGAUGGAUGGGAGGAAGGAGGAGGUUGUGGAGGAGGCGGAGGGGUUGGAGGAGAUGGAGAUGGGGGAGAGCGUGUUGUCGAUUUUGGGGAUACCAAAUGGGAAGGUGGAGGUGCGGGGGAAUGGGAGUGCGAAUGGACAUGCUGUUAAUGGUGUUGCGAAUGCUGUUGCGAAGGAGGCGGCGAAGGAGGCGGCGGCGGUGACGGGGUGGGAUUGGAAGAUGGUGGAGGCGGAGAAUGCGAGGGGGAUGGAGUAUGCGAAGCACCAUGCUGCGCUUGAUAGCCUGUCGGAGACGUUUACGGGAAACAAGCACCCGGCGCUGGGAUACUAUACUGAUAUCUUUUAGAGGGUUGCUUGGUAUUAUUUAUUUAUACGGGGGUUUGUUUUGGUAUGCAGGGACAGAAGACUGGAUGAUACGAAUAGUUGGCCAGUCGGCCAGGUUGUAUGAUGAGAAUGGGUGUGUACAUUAUUAUCUAGAUAGAGUUGGGGGCCCAGAGCUCUUGGUUGCUAUUCUGAGAAACAGAAUAUUAGAAAAGCUAAGUAUAGCAGCUAUCGUAAUAACUAGCCCGAAUACACAUGUUCAAACA